AUGGAUAAAGACAUAAUUAGAAAGCGGAUGUCGCAAAUAGAACUCGAAAUCGACGAAAUGAAUCAAGUACUAGAUAAGAAUUUGCAGCUGGCUGAUAAUGUGCCGAAAGAGGGUGUUGAUGCGGACACUACGAAAGCGGUGCCAUCAGAGCACACAAACGAGCAAUCUAUCCUGCAACAGGACACUGAGCCAAAGCAAAAGGUAGAGGGUGCAGUUGGAGGUGAUGACCAGCAACAGAAAUACAAGAACGUGGGGACAGAUGUGGUUGCUAGCACGAGCGAGGUGCCACAAGAGCACGUAACGCCGCCAGAGCAGGGCACUCAGCAGUUCGAGCGCACCCCAGAACCUGAUCACGCAUCACAACCCAGGACUACUUUAGACUCUGCGGUCGGUUCCACGAUUACGCCACUGGCUCUACCCAAGACUCGAGACGCGCCUGACGCGUCCAAGAGAAGUGCAUCGAAUCCGUUCCGCGUGGUAUCAGUCAGCAACAACAAGCAAGAAGUGAGCUCGACGCAAAAGUUGCAGAACCGCCACGAUUAUCUCACUUCAAAAUGUGCAAAGCUGCAACGAGAAAUCAAGUACCUAGGAGGGCUCCGUGAGCGCGGCGUGUUGACACCGGAGGACGCGCGUAAGCUGGACAAAGCCUUGCAAAGACUACAAGAGUACCUAGAUCGCAAGACCAAGGAGCGGUACGAACUAGGUGUCUUAUUGAGCCGGCAACUACGACGGGAGAUUGACCGAGGAGAGAAUGGGCAGUUUUGGGUUGGCCAGUGA
Molecule: messenger RNA, 777 nt
Organism: Lachancea fermentati
Lineage: Eukaryota; Fungi; Ascomycota; Saccharomycetes; Saccharomycetales; Saccharomycetaceae
Source: the annotation of a GenBank genome assembly